Molecule: messenger RNA, 5406 nt
Organism: Pungitius pungitius (ninespine stickleback)
Lineage: Eukaryota; Metazoa; Chordata; Actinopteri; Perciformes; Gasterosteidae
Gene: znf106b
Product: zinc finger protein 106b
Exons: 20
Coding region: 86-3751 (1221 amino acids)
Biological process (GO): insulin receptor signaling pathway
Cellular component (GO): cytosol; membrane
Molecular function (GO): zinc ion binding; RNA binding; SH3 domain binding
Source: RefSeq, a predicted model, not a curated record
CCCUGCCUGACUGCCAGACUUCCGGUGCUCUCUUUCGCCAACCAUUGGCUGACCUUAACUUCACGUACAUUUUGCGUCAGCCAACAUGGCGGUUCUGGAGAAGAAGAGUGGUGUUUCUAUGAUAAAUGUGUCUGAAAUGGCAAAGAGUCAAACCUCAAGUAAUGAGGUGGCUAAAGCCCCUGUGAGUGUAAAGAAGAUACCGAAGGGAGCACGUGUAACCUACUGUGAGUUGUGUCGGAAAAUAUAUUCUACUUUUGAAGCACAAAGGCAUGUGCAUAGUAUGCAGCAUCAUAGCGAGCUGGAGGCAGUGCUGGGCAAGGAUUCAUUUCACGAAUGCCAGGUGUGUAAGGCAUCCCCCAUGGGUUUAAAAGAGUAUGCUGAGCACAUCUCAACCAUUAAACACCAGACCAGGUUGAAGGGCUUCACGAAAAAGCCUCUCUCUCUGUUGAAGAUUUUGGGCAAAAAAACUAUGCUACAGAUCCGAAGAAGAAACAAGACACUGAGAAAAGAGGAGAAGAAAGAAGGGAAAAAGAUCAAAAAGAAAGUGAAGCAGAAAGCCGCUAGGGAGCAUCCAAUACCACUUAUAGCUAAAAAUACGACCAAAGGGAAGCAGGAAAAAGCCAAGCUAGUUAACAAAGGCCUACACCUGCCGGAUACUCACCAUCAAGGAAAGAACAAUUCUGUUUGUCAAAACAAAGAGAACAAAGUGUCCAGUCUGCAAGGUUCCCUUUGCCAAAGAGAAUCAACUCCCCAGAAUCAAAGCACAAGAUUGGUUUCCCUGUCAGAAGACCCUGCUGGUCAAACUUGGCAUCCCUCCACUGUUAGAGACCAGUCCACACAAUCAGCUCAACAGCCACUGUAUAGUGACAACUUUUCCAUCAAUAUCAAGAGCUCCCCAACAGACAGACCUGUUAAAAGACUUUUAAAAAAUCAAAGGGAACUAAGAACAACAAAACUACAACAAAAAACGUGGCCUGCCAUCACCCAGGAUGACUAUUACAACCAGCAGGACGAUGGAGAAUUCACCAGUGAUCAUCUUCCUUGUAACGGAGCCAUCAUCUUUGGUCAGGACCAGAAGGAGAGUCUAGAAUCCUCUCAGUCGGCACAACAGGCUUCAGCUCAAACCGCUUCAGCUCAAACCGCUUCAGCAAACGGAAACGCGAAUGCAGCUCCAAUACGGGAUGUCGACGUCAGUACGAUGCUACGGCAAAUCAGAAGAGCGCUGGGUGUGAGGGAGCCGUGUAGAGCUGACCGCGAAGCCCGGAAGCAGAGCGCUGAGGCUGGUGUCCGGGUGUCUGAUCACAGCACGGCGAAGCGAGCUCGAGCUGAGAAAUGCCAGCUGACGGGAGCAUCUUCCCAGGUUGACACAUCUGGCCCCGUCUCCACUAUUACUUCAUUUCAGCAAAAGCGGAGAUAUUUUCAAAUUGUACAAGAAUGCCCGGACUCCCUCAACAGCCAGACCCCUCUGAGCCCAUGUCCGCCUACAUCCUCUGAGCCCGACCUGAACAUCCCCAGCAAGGUUCGACGGGAACGGGGCAGCAGCCAGUCGGCUGAAGCUCACCCCGUGAAGAUGGAGCCCACCUUGGAUCAUGAUGUUGUUGGAGAUUUUAGCGCCUACUCUAGUGCCAGCAAGAGGAAACCCAACGUUGCUGGUGACAUUUUGGAUAUGCAGCCAACUGCAAAAAAGAAGAAAACAAAGUCAAACAAUGACCAGAGCCAAAUGGACCAGCUGUUGGCUGUGUCUCUGAGGGAGGAUGAGCUAAGUCACUCUUUGCAGGAUUUGGACAGGUCUCUGGUCCAGGCCCGCAAUUCCCUGCAAGCUGCCUACACAGAAGUGCAACGGCUCCUGCUAAUGAGACAGCAGUUUACCGUGGAGGUCAACAGUCUGAGAGCUCAGCGAAUUGAAAUCCUUCAAGGAAUGCAAGGAGGAUACUCUAGCGCAGAGAAAGCCACCACCUCCUCGGCAGUGUCUGCUGCGACAGCGCAUCCAAGACUCUCUCCCCUUCCUGCCUCAGUCUUCCCCACCUCUUCUGGCCAGCAGCCAUCUCCCACAGUCCCACCCACUUCCAUGAGCCCCCUCGCCCUGCCGACCGUUACAGUCAAGCAAGAACUUUUCAAAGGUAUGCUUCAGUUACACGCAAACCAACCCGUGCCCCCGGUUCCCCCUAAUUUUCCUUCACCGCGGCUUCCAUCGCCAUCCUUGGCCCCGCCGGCUGUUACCGCUGUCAAACGAGUCAAAGCCGAGUGCUCCGAAUCGGCAUGUACAAACAGUUUGCCCGAAUGGGCUACCGGGCAGCAGGCGGCGACGUCGGCGAGAGGAGAAACGUGGUCAGCGGACAAUGACUCUGAGGAAGAGGCCGAAGUAAAUCUCUGCAGAGAACGGGAGGAGGCGGAAGAAGAGCCCGCGGCAAUUGACGAUAAAGGGAGCGAGAGCGAGGCCUCUGUCGAAAUGAUGGAGCCAGGCAACGUGGUGGUCAUCAACAUCGACGAAUCGGAGGAUUCAGACAAUGAGGACGGACCAGAUUCUCCGGCCAACCAAGAGCCCCCUCAAGAGUUUAUCAGCGUGGAGCUCAGUUCGUCAAGCGAUGCCGAGGGGAAAGCUCAGCCUACACACGAGCCAGUGAAAGAUCCCAGCAGUACGCUCGACGACGACGACGAGGAGCCGUCUGUGGGAGCUUUUUUAAGUCACACGGGCCCCGUGCACGGCCUCCAGAUUCACGAGGGCCGGCUGUACACGUGUUCCGGGGACAACACGGCGCGGGCCUACUGUCUCAUGACCAAGGAGUGCAAGGCAUUUUUUGUGGGUCACACAAACAAAGUGAACUGUCUGCUGGUGUCGACGGUCCCAAAAAUUCCAAGUCGCCUCUUCACCGGAGCCAGUGACAAGACCAUCCGCUGUUACAGCAUAAAGACCACGAAGUGUCUGGACCAGCUCUCCCUAACGGACAGAGUGUUGUGUUUGCACAUUGCCUGGAACAUCCUUUAUGCUGGACUGGCCAAUGGAUCAGUGGCUAGCUAUGACUUAAAGACUCUGAAGAACUUGGAUGUGUUUGAGUGCCACGGCCCACGAGGUGUGAGCUGCCUCGGCACUUCCCAGGAGGGCGCCCGGCGAGUGCUGCUGGUCGGCUCCUACGACAGCAGCAUCACCGUACGCGACGCCAAGAGCGGCUUGCUGCUGCGCACGCUGCAGGGCCACACCAAAACGGUCCUCUGCAUGAAGGUGGUGAAUGACCUGGUGUUUAGUGGCUCCAGUGACACAUCCGUUCAUGCUCACAACAUCCACACGGGGGAGUUGGUUCGUAUCUAUAAGGGUCACGAUCAUGCGGUCACAUCGAUAGUCAUCUUGGGGAAAGUGAUGGUGACGGCCUGUCUCGAUAAACUGGUCAGAGUUUACGAGCUACAGUCUCAUGAUCGUCUGCAGGUGUACGGGGGUCACACUGACAUGGUGAUGUGCAUGGCCGUAUAUAAGAGUGUGGUCUAUACAGGCUGUUAUGAUGGAACUGUUCAAGCUGUGAAGCUCAACUUGAUGAAGAACUACCGCUGCUGGUGGCAAAAUUGCGCUCUGAUCUUCGGCAACCCGGAGCAUCUUUUGCAGCAUCUCGUCAGAGAUCACAGCAACCUCAACCUGCCGGCCGCCAAAUGUCGCUGGAAAAGAUGCCACUCUUUUUUUUCCACUCAGCAGUCUGUUCAGCAGAAGCUGCCUGAACACAUGCGGAACCACGUAGAGAACGACAGUAAGGUGCAGCCUUGAAGCAGCUGUGGAGAGGAGCUGUGUGGCAGAUACGGUUGGAGUCGCAGCCACAACAACACAUCUGCUUUUAAAAAAAUAUCUAUUUUCUUUUCCUUUUCCAAGCGGACAUGAUGGUUUUUUCUGUUAUGCUCCAGCUUUUCAGGUGCUGAGCAGAUCUUGUGUAUAAUAUUUGAUCUGUUACAGUAAGACAACACUGACUCUGUCAUUUGAAGCCUUUGCAUGACCAAAAACUCAAUUGUUUUUCAAUCAAAUUAACAACAAUUAUUUGCAGUUAAAUAAUUAAUCUUAAUAGAGCAAUUCAUGAAUCUAUUGUUGGUUUGGUGGUCUGAGUUUUUUCAAAAUGAAUUCCAUUUUUGGUAUUCAGUCACAGUAUAUUGUAUAUUGUAUUGUAUAUUGUUCAGUAAGCCUCCUUAGAGAUGUCAUUAGUUAAAGGUGGAGCUAAUUACUCAGAACAUUUGUAAAACUAUGCAGCACUGAAACAAACACUUCCGAGUAGCUUUUAAGAAGCAGUCUGUAGUGUUAACUGCCAUCAGAAUCACAACUUCCAUUUCUUUUGGCAAUUGACUCAAAGUGUUAUUUUGAUGAACAGCAGGGAUGCCACAGUUUAGUUAUUCACCAAAAUCCUGUUAGGCAUCAUCUGUCAGUGAUGUGACUCAAGUGGAUUAUAAAGGAUUAUUCCUCCCAUUUAGGCUUUGCACUCUUGUCAAAUUGGUGGUCUUACAAUGCACCUGUUUAUAUAAAGGAUCCCGAUUGAUGCAGAAAAACACAAUGUAUUUUCUUUUUUCCAUGCAUUCGUCUUCCUUGGUUAAACCUCGAAAGCCCACAAGUCCACCAAAGAUUUGGGUUUGUUAUGCUAGUGCUGGCUAAUUUAGGGUUAGAAGCUACAGUUUGGUAAGAUCACUUCUUUGUAUACCACACUUCAAGAUCUCAUUUUCAUUUUAAAACUUUGUAAAAUGAAGCAGUUUACCAGAUAUCGUUCAGCACUCUGGAACCACAAAGAAUAAGGCUUUAUACUUAUUUUUUCACUUAUACACAAUCAUUUUAGGAAGAGUCAGAACUCUUUUAGAUUUUAAAAUCCUUUUUGAGAUUUUUCCAAAUUUUUAUCCUGAGGUUUUCCUCACUUGAGUUAUGGAAAUAAACAGGCUAUAUUUCUGCGUCUUCUAUUAUUUAUAGGACGUGCCGUUUAAAAAGUAACUCAAGGGUUUAAAAUGCAUUGGCUAAUAUUUGGCAUUGCAGACUCUCAGUAAAGAAUGAAAUGUGCGACCUCCCCACUUUUAAGUAGAGUUUUUCUUUUGUUUUUAUUCACAUUUUCAUUUGUUUCCCAAUACCAGUGUUAAGACAACGUAUCCUUAAUGUCCCUCUUUCACACUCAAAGUAAUUAAUUGUUUGCUGAGACGUUUUGAUUCUAGAAAAUAUGGUUUAGCCACAUUUUAGCAACAAAUGUCCCCUUAUUUAUAACAUUUCCCAUUUUAAGCAAUUUUCUGCCCAAUGUCACCUUAAAUUCUAUUACUUUGAAAAGUAGUUGUGAUUAAACCUUUCACGGACUUAACUUAUGUUUUCAAGUUAUGCCUUCAUUUUUGUAUGUUGUGUAAGGUGUGUAUUUGAUUUGUCUUGAAUACCUGUAUGUACAGCAAUAAAAUACAAAUACAAUUCAC